Parnassius apollo (apollo) is the source of this 273-nucleotide messenger RNA. Lineage: Eukaryota; Metazoa; Arthropoda; Insecta; Lepidoptera; Papilionidae. The record is from the annotation of a GenBank genome assembly.
AUGGCUGCGUGGAACCGCCACCAUCACUUUAACAUGCUCAUGGAUGAGAAUGCCAAAAACAAGUUAGGCGUUGUCGGCGGCGGCAUGAGAGGCCGCCGGCGGCGAGAGGCGGCAUGUUCCGCUGUACGGGAGGCUGGUUGCCGAGGAGCAGUUGGCGUCCAUGAGCGCGCCUUCCGACAUUCAGGCUAUGCAAGCACGGAUACCACAUCACUUUCGGGAUCCGUCGACAGCACCGUUAAGGAAACUCAGCGUGGAUCUUAUCAAGACAUAUAA